Messenger RNA from Parathielavia appendiculata, 356 nucleotides. RefSeq lists its product as uncharacterized. The transcript is spliced from 2 exons. Bases 1 to 180 code for a protein of 59 amino acids. Lineage: Eukaryota; Fungi; Ascomycota; Sordariomycetes; Sordariales; Chaetomiaceae. The record is from RefSeq and is a predicted model, not a curated record.
AUGGCUUCCUUCCUAGAAAACGCGCGACCGGACCAUUUGUUGUGUCGCCCGCCGCGUUGUCGGCACAUUGUUGAACUGAGUGGGUUCCUUGGCACCAAAAUUCACGGACUGAGCACUGAUGUUCAAUGCGAGACUCUCAGUCAGCACAGAUCCAUCACAAUGACACAGUUCCUGACAUAGCGUCAUAUCAUGGCACACUGUCUCUAUAUAAGGGGGUAAUUCCCCUGGGAGGAUUAGAGAGGACAAUUUUCAGUUCCAACAAGAAAGGGACAUUCUGAGGCACCCUAACCCACUAUCUUGAUGCAUUUGUGUGGUCACUCUGGAAUCGUGACUCCAAUUCAAGCUUCGUUUCAUAC